AUGGCAGAUGACAGAGAAAUGGAAGGUCAUCUCGCUGUCAGUGACCUUAAUGAAAGCAUGUCAGAGGAAUCAGCAGAAAGGUCACGGCACUUGGCGGAAUUGAAGGACGAGUGCGACCAGUUGCGUCAAAAGGUCACUGAAGCUGAAACUAAACGGGACGAAUACGCGACCAAAUUCGCAGAGGUCACACAACGGUUAACGACAUUGGCAACGGAGACGUUCAAACUAAGGAAUGAUCUGAAGCUACGGGAGGAAACAGUCAGUACUCUACAACUAGAAUCGAAAGGUCAUCAGGAACGGGCGGACGAAGCUGAGAAGUUGCGCAAUGAUGCAAUCAAAGCGAUGCGAGAGGCAAGAGACAUCACAGCUACUGAAGGAGAACGCCUGAAAGAAGAAAUCAAAAAGGUCAACCAGGAGAAUGAAAAGGUCAUAGAAGACAUUGAAAAGAUCACUAAGGAAGGACUCAAAUGGCAGAAGGAAGCACGGCGACUGGACACGAUGGUCACAACAUUGGAGUUGAAGGACAAAGAGUGGCAACAACAGGUCGCUCAAAAGAGUCAGGAGAUUGCAAAGCUGAACACUGACCUCGUCGAGAUGACCACCACAGCAUUGGCAAAAGAUGAUGAGUUGAUCGCAAUCAAGGAUCAGCUGAGAUCAGCCGCUGAGCAGUAUCAGCAACUCGAAAAUGAAACGAGUGAGCUGGUCGAGCACAUCAAAAAAAUGGAACGGGAAAAUGAAAAGGUCACCCAGCAGGAGUCUUUUAAACUGCAGGAACACUUACGAAAGGUCAACCUGGAAAAUUCUGAUCUAAAGAGGGAAAGAGAAGAACUUCAACUGAGAACUAAACGAUUGGAAGAUGAGAACAAGGCGCUUCAGACGUCUAACAAGCAUAAAGAUGAACAACUCUUACAAUACGGAGUUAAAACGAUGCCGCUACGAACCGGCACCGGUAAGGGGAGUGUUAAAAAUGAAAGAGAUGGCGAAAAGGUCAAAGACGACAAAGAGCCACCUUCGGAAAGUUACCCGCAUAUGAGUCGAGGUGAACCUUCACAAUUUCCCCCGCACAUUGAAACGAAUGUGUUUAUCGACGAAGGACGACGAGACAGACCCCCCAGCCGGCAGGAACGUCCAAGGAAGUCUCGUUAUGGGAAGGCGCAACGAACUCACAAUGAUGAUGAGAGUAGCGAAGAAGACGAGGACCAGGGAGCAGCCAACACAGCGGUACAAUUGACAAAAGCACUCAACUCGAUGGCCAGGAAAACACCCCUCAUGACCUUUGACGGCAGUCGUGACACAGUGAGUGGGUGGACACGAUUGGUGAAAGAAACCCAAAGGACUUACCAGCUGACGGACGACCAAAUCAUGAUUGAGAUAGCAAGCGCGGUGAAAGGUCCUGCCAAAACUUGGUUCGAAGGGGAAAAGGACAUUGCAGCAGAAGACCGGAUUGAAUACUCAAUCACAGAGUGGAUGGACAAAUUCAAAGACGAAUACGGAGAUCGGGAUGAAGAAGUCUUAGGCCUACGUGAGGCCUACGCAAGAAAAUUCGAACUCGGAAAAGAAUCACUUGACCAGUAUUACCAGGCGAUGAUGCGAUUCAAAGCAAAACGGAUUAUCACAGAGAAACAAGCAGUGGGUUUCCUGAUUGAAGGAUGUAGAGGGGAUAACGAACUCUACAAAGCCCUGCGCAUGCAAAAGUGCAAGACGCCAACAGACGUGAAAGAUUUCUUCAGACAUUGGGCCACUGGUGAAGAGAAAUACAAGGCGCCAAAAGGUCAACGCACCCAGGAUUACGUGACGAUCCGCCAAGGUCAAGUUGAAAACGUGCCGCAACAGAGAAUGGCAGCUGCGCCAGCCCAGCAGCCGGUUGAGUACCGCGUGGAGACUCCGGUCAGAGAGGUCACCGAAAAGGUGACCUUUAUCGACAAUUGA
Messenger RNA from Paramacrobiotus metropolitanus, 1929 nucleotides. Its product is annotated as golgin subfamily A member 6-like protein 22. The transcript has 3 exons. Lineage: Eukaryota; Metazoa; Tardigrada; Eutardigrada; Parachela; Macrobiotidae. The record is from RefSeq and is a predicted model, not a curated record. The coding region runs from base 1 to 1929 and encodes 642 amino acids.